AGAGUCGAGGAUCAACAAUUGUCAGAAAACGGUAUGAAACCUACAAUGAACCAGCCAGACACCAAAUGUGUCUUGCUCCAGGCAAUAUUUGUGGCUGCGUUUAGUACUCUAUCUGUAGUAACAUGCCCAGAGAAACAUUUCCAACUUCAAGAAUCGCUGUGCUGCUUGAACUGCCCAGAAGGUAUGUAUGUUGCCCAGAACUGCUCUGGAGGACCCAUGAACUACGUUGGUGUGCUAUGUAAUCCAUGCCGCAGAUGUGAAGAACUUGGAGAGAUAACUGUGUCCCAGUGCACGCAGUUUUCAGACACACGGUGUGCCAGUAAACAGAUAACCUCGUAUGGUUCCUCAUCUGUGAUAGCCGCUGUUUUCAUGCUGGCUGUGAUUGUGGCAGCCUGCUUCUUUUGCAGAAUCAGUAAAUCUGGUGAAUCUGAUGAAAGCUCUGCAGGAGAACCAUUCCACAUUUCCGUAUAAAAGAUGCAGAGACAGUCUGAAGAAAAUCUUAACUCGGGAAAAAGGUCAACAUCAAGUAUUGUAUAUUAUCAUUCAAUGAUUCAAUAACAUUAGAAAUACUGCAAUACAAAGUUGUU
Sinocyclocheilus rhinocerous is the source of this 587-nucleotide messenger RNA. RefSeq names its product CD27 antigen-like. The record is from RefSeq and is a predicted model, not a curated record. NCBI's taxonomy places the organism in Eukaryota, Metazoa, Chordata, Actinopteri, Cypriniformes, Cyprinidae. The transcript is spliced from 7 exons. The coding region runs from base 34 to 471 and encodes 145 amino acids. Gene Ontology annotation, molecular function: protein binding.